Sinocyclocheilus grahami is the source of this 3905-nucleotide messenger RNA. RefSeq names its product EMI domain-containing protein 1-like. Gene Ontology annotation, molecular function: protein binding. The record is from RefSeq and is a predicted model, not a curated record. The coding region runs from base 547 to 1887 and encodes 446 amino acids. The transcript has 15 exons. Lineage: Eukaryota; Metazoa; Chordata; Actinopteri; Cypriniformes; Cyprinidae.
UAUUAGCCUUUCUGGCUCUUUUUGUAUUUUUAAAUGAGACUUGCAUAAUUAUGUUUGUUUCAUGUGUAAAAGUUUUCACUGGAAGAGCAGGGAAGGGGGAGUGCUGCAUGUGUGAGAGGACAGAGGGAGAGGGAGCUGGGCUGGGUGAAAAAAACUAUACGGGCUGUGGGACUCAAGGCGACUAUAAAACAGCUUUCUUGCCCAUUGUGUUGAUGUAGUCAAGAAAUAUACCGUAACGUACAGACAGAGACGGAGAUGGAGGAGUGAGGCGGGACCGGUUUGGGUGGCUGCUAAGAAACGUUUGUCUUGCGGUUUGCGAGCAAACUUUGUGAGGAGAUUUAUGUGUGGCGGGGUCUGCCGAUGACAAUCCUCUGAAACUUUAACUCUCGUGUUUGAGACGCAUAAACAAGACUUUUAUUAUUUUAAUUCUCGUUAAGAGAAACGGCAGUUCAGAAAUUAGGUUUGCGAGUGGUAUAUCUGUCCUCUAGACAGUAUUAGAAGAGGUAUUUUGCUGACUAGGGUCUCCGUAUAGUUGACGCGGCUGAAAUGGGAGCGGGUGACGGGCGCUCGGUGUCUGCGGUUCACCGGAGCUCUUUCCUCCUGAGGACGCUGCUGCUGCUGCUGAUACUGUGGCUGACAUGCGUUCAGGGGACGUGGGGACCCGGAGUUUACAAAUACCAGACCGGGACAGCACUCCACAAAGAUCAGUCGAAGAGGAACUGGUGUCCGCAGACCGUGACUAAGACAGUGACCUGUCAGGUGCAGAAUGGCACCACUCUCCAGAGGGUCUAUCAGACCUGCAGGUGGCCUCAGGGAUGCAAUGGAGGAAGCUAUCGCACUGUGGUCCGGCCAUCCUAUAAAGUCGUGUACCGCACCAUCACCUCUCUAGAAUGGAAAUGUUGUCCUGGAUACAGCGGACCUCAGUGUGAGGAAGGAUCAUCAAGUAACCUGGUUGCCCAGGACGCUGUAAGAAAACAGGCUACACUUCUGAAACCUGCUUCUAAAACAGGAGAACAUAUCUCAAACUGUCUGAAUUGCAGUCGUAUCACUGCUCUCACAGAUCGUGUGAGCUCUCUGGAGGCCAAGGUUCAGCUUCUUACCGCUCCAGCCUCCACCUCUCAUCGCCAGACGCAGUUAAAAAGUGAACCUGACUCCUCCUUGUUGAUGGGGGCUCCACCUGCCAAAGGUUCUCCUGGGGCUCAGGGUCCCGCAGGUCCACAGGGCGAGAGAGGCCGGGAUGGCUUACCCGGUAAAGAAGGUAAACUAGGGUCUCGAGGUCUGCCAGGACCCAAAGGUGAUGCGGGCAGCAGAGGUCCAUCUGGGGCUCCAGGGUCUAAAGGAAUAGCUGGUCCUCCAGGUCCUCAGGGACCACCGGGCCUCCCAGGAGAGAGGGGCCUCCCUGGCCCUCCCGGGCCCCCUGGACCACCAGCCCCUGUACCUGAACAAGAUGGCCUGAAAAAAGACAGUCUGCUUCAUAACAACUUCCCCGACCUCCGAGUGACCCCUUCAAAUGGACCACCAGGUCCACCUGGACCCACCGGUUCUCCAGGACCAAUAGGACCCAGUGGACCACCAGGCCCUAUGGGACAAACUGGAAAGCCAGGAGCUCCUGGUUUGCAAGGUCCUGUGGGGCCAAAAGGCGAACGAGGCGAAAGAGGACCUCUUGGAUAUCCAGGAGAGAGAGGGUUCAAAGGAGAGCCUGGAGCACUAGGACCUAAAGGAGAGCCAGGGGAGAAAGGUCUUCCGGUUUUCAUUGCUCAUCCUGCCAACCAUCUGUGUUUUAACAUCAACAAUCACGUUAAAUCCAUCAGUGGCGUUUUCAUCUUGAUAAAUGGGUGCAGAGUGAUUUUCAUAUUUUCAAUUUGUGAAAAAUAUAAGCCAAAUUAAAGAACGAAUGAAAACUCCACUGAAAGGAUUUGCUCCACAAACGCUGUUCAUUGCUUACUUACAGUACUCACUGUUAGCACAUUAUAUGUCUUGGUUUUGUGUGCACUGGUAUUUUUUCCAUAUGUUUUUGAACAAGAGGUUGCCCUUUAUGGCUGAUCUGAGACUGGUUUUUGGCUUCUCACUGUCUAAAGGGCGGUUCUGAACUAGUCUCAUGUUAGCAUACAAGGGCAUAAUCUAUUCAGAGUGUGCAGUGAUGUUGUUGAUUUUGAUUGGUUGGUGGUUGGGGCUGUCUCUGAGUGUUUCCCCUGUCCUCGAAAGCUGAUUCCUUUUCGUUACUGUCUCCAUGGCUGCCUUUCACAGCCACCAGUCUCUUAGCUACCAACUCUGGCAUAUACCCAACACAUAGAGAAGUUAAAUCUUUGCUUUGUCAUGCUGUUACGGCAAAGAAGAAAUGUUGUACUAUUGAUAUAACCUUUGUGUGUACACCAUUGUAAAUUGAUUAAUCUGGGUAGUCCAGCAACCAAACCGCUGGGUCAAAACCGCAGGGGGGCAGAAAUAAGAACAAACAUCUUUGCAAGACGCUGUGCGGUGUGUGUUGUGUAUAUGCUGCAUUUUAGCAUUUGCAGGGAUUUGGUGUGUGGAUGGACGUGUGGAUGGAUACAGCUAUCCCUCAGUGUCCCACAGUGCAUUGCUGCAUGAUCCCAUCUCAUUGUGGUGCUUGUGAUCUUCCUUUUGCCUCCUCAACUUACAUCUAACCUUUCAAUUUUGAGUUCCGUAGCGCUGAGCGAUUACUAGUCAAGCAAAUGUUCUGUUUAAUUGCAUUACGUUAUCAUACUCGACCUAUUGUGAAAGGCUUGAAAAGCUUUUUAGUUCAUAGCAAAUUGAUGUAUGGUUUUCUGCAUGGCCUGCCGAACCCAGAAGAUUUGUGUUAUUAAUCAUAAGACAGAUAAUUUCAUUAAAUCCUAUAGGUGUAGCUUCUCUGCUGUAUGUAGACUCCUUAGAUAUGUAUAUAUAACAUGUAUAAAGACCAUACAAUUAUUUGAAGAUUAAUCUCUUCACAUUUAUCAACGUGAGGCCAAGCGCUCAUAUAAUACCGUGGAGAAAGAUUCUGGACCAUAGCCAUACUUGCAUCCCUUAAUGAAUAUGGUAUUUUUUUUGGAAGAAAUUAUAUUAUAUAUUGUUUGCUGUUUUAUUUGGCUAGAUGAACUACCUCAUGCUCUCACAGGCACUAACUUUUACAUAAGCCUUACAUACAUAACUCUUUCCUGAGUUCAUCAAUAAUACCGUUUUUCUAACGUGUGCUUGAGCUUGGGACUGUUGUGUAGAAUGUUAUGUGACUAGUUUCUUUACACUGUUCAAGAAAUGCCUACCAAAGCCACAUAAGCAAGUAUUUCAGCAGAUUGUUUUGUAAAAGGGCACAAAGGUUUUCCGUUAGAUUUGUUUUUGAUGUCCACAUAUACUGAUUCUUUGUAGGGCUGGGUAAAAAUAUAGAUUUCCCUAUUAAUAUUUCAGUAAUGUAAUUAAGAUGGAAGGUUGUCUGUCAGUCUUUCCUGCACUGCUUUUCAACAAUACUCAGCACCAUGACAAAAGCAGUCAGAGUAUUUUACCACUUAAGUAUGAUUAAAGAACAAAUUACUUUUAUCUCACAAACCAAUUAUUUUUAAUGAAUCGCAAACAUACAACUCGAUCAGUGUAGUCUGAUUUACAGACAAAUGACUCCUAUGAGCCGGUUCUUUAUAAUUAAUCAAAAACGUGCAGGUGAUCAGUUUAUCCCUGUUGCUGAAAGGAAUGACUCAUUUGAGCCGGUUCUUUUCAAUAAUAGUUCAAAAAGGCAUGUUACUAGUUUGAAUCAUGAGAGAGAAUUUCUUGAAUGCAGAUUGAGUGAAAUAUCAAACCAAGAGUUUGAGAAUCAGAUUUGAACUGAACCGGGAAAUCUUUAUUGAUACCCAACUAAAAUUCCAUGAAUUUAUAAUCCCUGUUGAAAAAAUACAAACAGCAUAUGCUGGUUAGGAAUGUUU